Molecule: messenger RNA, 1299 nt
Organism: Cyphellophora attinorum
Lineage: Eukaryota; Fungi; Ascomycota; Eurotiomycetes; Chaetothyriales; Cyphellophoraceae
Exons: 1
Coding region: 1-1299 (432 amino acids)
Biological process (GO): N-acetylglucosamine metabolic process; protein N-linked glycosylation
Cellular component (GO): membrane
Molecular function (GO): beta-1,4-mannosylglycoprotein 4-beta-N-acetylglucosaminyltransferase activity
Source: RefSeq, a predicted model, not a curated record
AUGGCGUCCGCUUCCCUCAACUCAAGUCAAGCCGGCCGCAUCAGCAUCGCCAUCGUCGCAGCCAUCAUCCUCCUGAAACUUUUCUUCCUACCGUCCUCCUCCGCUCCUUCCCACUCCACGGUCAGCACGUCAUACUCGUCCCGUCACACCUCAUGGCGACCCUCCCUCUCCAAACUAAAAUUACCCUCUUGGUCCAAAUCCACCGAAAAGCUCACUUCUCUCGGCUUCCUCCCCCUCUCUCCGGCCGUCGAGUCCCUCUGCGCACACUACCGCUGGGUCCCCUUCGCCGACCGCUACCACCGCCGGAAAAUCUAUGAUUUCGUCGUCAUACACGAUGUUUCCGAGCUCGAGACGUUAGGACUCAGAAUGGCGGAGAUGGGGGAUGGGGUCGAUUGGUUUGUUGUUAUUGAGCGCGCGGUGGGGAACGGAGAGGGAGGGGAGAGUGUGAGGUAUGUGAGCGAGAACAUGGGCAUGUUUGAGAAGGCGAGUAGGGAGAAGAUGGUUGUGGCGGUGUUGAAUGAGACGCAUGUUCCGAGUUCGAGUUUGGGGGAAAGGUUGGAGGGGGACAGGUUGAGGGAUGCCAUCGCUCGGGACGCAGCGCUCGAGCAGGUUCUGCCGGUGCUGCAGGACGAGAUGAUUCCGACGCACGGCGAUAUCUUGAUCUCCGGGGAUGUGGAUGAGAUUAUCCGGCCGGAAGUGCUCACCGCGAUGCGCAACUGCGAUAUGCCUGCGCACGUGCGCUUGUGGACAAGGGGAUACUUCUACAGCUUUCAGUGGCUGGUGGGCGGCAUCGGCAGCGGCAGCUCUGGAGACGCAGGCCAAGCAAGCGUUACUGACGGUGGAGAGCCGGCGUACGAACAACAACACCACCUCGACGCCACAAUCUUCACGGGCUUCAAGUCCACCCUCCGGCCCAGCGUGAUCCGCGACUCCAACCAGAAACCCAACACCAACAUCCACGCCGCGGGCUGGCGCUGUCGGUUCUGCUUCAGCAGUAUCCAAGACAUCAUCUCCAACAUUGCCUCCGGCACCAGCGCCGCGUCGUCCGCACCGGAGGAUCUGGUCGGGGUGGGUGCAGUCAUCGACCCCGUGCAAAUUCUGCAGCGCGUGAGAGCAGGGUUUGAUAUCACGGGGCGGGAGAGGGAGUUGUAUAGGGUGGACAACAAUAAGGACGUGCCGGGGGCGGUGGUCAGGGAUGGGGCGAAGUAUGGGUAUAUGCUGGAUCGGGAUGCGGAGGAUGGGAAUUUUGUGGAUGCUUGGGAGGUUAUGGAGUUGUAUGAGCAGAAGGGUGCUUCGUGA